Molecule: messenger RNA, 609 nt
Organism: Micromonas pusilla CCMP1545
Lineage: Eukaryota; Viridiplantae; Chlorophyta; Mamiellophyceae; Mamiellales; Mamiellaceae
Exons: 2
Source: RefSeq, a predicted model, not a curated record
CGCGUCCUCGUGCCGUUCAUGACGCAGUUCGCGGACUUCGACAGCUGGGAGCUCGCGCAGAAGCUCGUGGACGACCUCCCCGCGCUGAGCGACGCGGGCGUGACCGUCGUCGGCGUCGGCAUCGGCUCCGUCGACGCCGCGAGAGAGUUCGCGCGUCGGACGAACUUCCCGCUGGAGUCGCUCUACGCGGACGACACCGCGGCGGCCUACGCCGCGCUCGGGUUCGCCCCCGGGUUCGGACGCGCCGGCGGCGACGGCAUGGCGAAGCUCAUGGUGAUGUGCGCGGGCGUGGGCUCCCCCGGGACGCUGAGCGCCGUGUUCGGCGGAUACCUCGGGUCCAAGUACAAGAAACAGCUGUUCAACGAGGGGUCGAACUACGACAACCCGACGAUUCGUAAGCUCAUGGACGUCACCCUGGGGAAAGGGUACCAGCGCCCGUUUGAGCUCGCGACGUUGCGGCUGAAGAACAUGAUCGAGAUCAUCGGCGACUGGGAAAAGCUCGCGCCCUCGGACGACCAGCUCUUGGUGCAACGAGGCGGGUCGCUCGUGUUCCAGGACGGGAAGGUCGCGUUCAGGCACGACGACGCGGGGAUCUUAGGGUACUGCGAC